AUGGUGUUUAAGCCAUUUACACACCUCGCGCGUCAGACCUUUUCGAAGACCUUUGCCCACGGCUACGCCCAAUCCGUUGUUGCCGCAUCGCAAUCGUCCUAUGCCUCCUCGAACACUUCCCUAAAUCAAAUCACCGCCCUUCCCGGAAAGUUUACUCGGACUGCUCAACUCCAAAACGCUUUCCAGCAUGCUUCCGGCUCAUCGAAUGCCGGUCCGAAGGCAGGACACGCUGCUUCCAAUCUCCCUUCGGGUGAUUCCGGUUUAGCUGCUUAUUUUGCAGCAUGGCAGCUCGCACAACAGACUGGAGAUGAAGCAGACUGGAAACAAUAUCAGUUUACAAAAAGAAUUGGCUACAAGGCGGGUGCUAAGGACGCUAAGGAAGAUGGCAAGCUUGAAAAACAGCUUGUAAAGGAAGACCCAAAUUCUCUGUCCUCCACGUCAUUGGCGGAAAAUCGCAGUUUGCGAUCCGUCGAAAGCGCUCCUGUCGAUAAAGAUGUCAGUGCCAAGGUCGACGAGGCCGUUGCUCGUGAGAUUCAACAGAUUCAGGAUGCUGCGGAGAAUGUUGACACCGCUCCAGCGUCUAACGCUGAUUCUGCGGAGAUAUUCGAUUCUAAGGAAGGCUCCAGCGCCGAGCUAACACCCGUUUCGUCCGUUCAAGACGCCGCUUCUGUGCCAGCAACGCCGCACGGUGCAUCAAAACAAUUACCCUCGACCAACAAGGAGUCUAAGCGGAUCGAGGAGCUUUCAUCAACUGGUUCAUUCGCUCAAAUCCCUGCCGCAUUUGAAGCUUUACUUAAGGAUGGCUUGCUUCCAAGUGCUGGUGCAUAUAACGCGCUUCUUCAGGCAGCCAUUCACCUGCAUCCAGAUGUUUACCAUGCAGUACCAAAAGCCCUUGAUAUUUACUCUGAUAUGAUCCGCCGAAAUGUCAUGCCAAAUGAAGAAACGUAUCAAACCUUGGUACAACUUCUUUCUACCCGUGCACUGGAUUGUCAGCAUAUGGUCCAGAAACUUGAACAAGGACGAGUCCGCUAUGGAGGCAUGGAUGAACCCGGGAAGUUCAUCUUCCGAUCUAGCGAGGUGGAGCAUGAACUCUUAGUUGAGGACCAUUCUCUACCUAUUGCUUUGAAAUUGUUCACACUGGCCACUUCUCGUCACCGGGGCAUUGUAUUUCCAAUCAAUGUAUAUCAGACCCUCCUAACUGCCUGCGCAUUGCGUGGAGAAGUCGACAAGAUGAUCCAGAUUUUUGCCCACAUGGAAGCCAACAAAGUUGCACCCCAUGCUGCUAUGUUCCCUCCGAUGAUCGACGCUUUUGCGGCCAGCGGUGACCUAAAAAGUGCAGUUGAGUGCUACAACGAAUACAAAGCAUUGGCCAUUGCCGAUAACAGCGGCGUUUUUGGCAUAGUUGACAGGAAAGACGAGCAAGUUUAUGCCGCUGUUGUCAAGGCAUACAUGACAUGCGGCAAAAAUGAUGGAGCCCUCCGAUUCCUCGACAAAAUCAGGGCUUCCUUUGAUGGUGUUGAGAACCGGGAACAACGAUUGACGGCUGCGGAAAAUGUCAUCAUGCAGGAUGGCCUCAUCCAACACUCUUUGAACGCCGGCAAUUUUGCUGAUGCCCUUCAGACUGCUCGUACUAGCCUUGGUGGAGACAUUUUGACUUUGGCCGUGUCGAAAAUUUGCGCAGCCGCUGCAGAUGCAGGGGAGUCUGCCGUUGCUUCCGAAGCAUACGAUCUUUUGUCUGUGGAGAAACCUUGCGAUGGAAUCCCUGUUGUCGCCAUGAUGGCCAUGUAUGUUCGCCAGGGUGAUCUCAUGUCGGCGAAAUCUCAGUGGGCUAUAUUAGCCUCCAACAGCCGUGCAGCUGCAGAUAUCAUCCAGCCUACUGCCAUGUAUGCUGUCGCUCUUCUGAGGAGUGGCGAUAUCGACGAAGGCCUAAGUCAAGCCCGUACUAUGUUCACCAAAAUCAGGAAUAGCAGCAUGAAUAAACAGGGCCAACUGCGCGAAGAAAUUGAUGAAGCUAUUGAACUCUUUGGUCGAAUCUUGGUGGAGUCAUCGCCAAACAUUUCAUCUCACGCUGCUAUGACUCUUUUGUGGUCUAUGGUUGAGAACGGUGGGUUGGUUUCUCCAGUGGCAGAGCAUGCCGUUGCAAGCCUUGGGCCCAUGGAAAUUGCUCAUCUAAGUGCCAAUGAUCUCAAUCUUGCCCUUCAAGUCCAAACCGGUAUGCUUGUCAAUGGGUCGCCUCUGUUUGACGCGGCACAUCCUGCUCGUUUUGCUCAUAUGCUUGAGCUUGCCAUGUCAACGGGAAUACCAAUCAACCAAUACACCAAACAGCUCUUAGGUCAAGGAGUUGCAAAGCUUAGUGACAGUCGACCUGACCUACUACGACGAUGGCAACGCUUUACUCAGCCUCCCGCAGAACGGACCUUUGUUUCGCCACCUUACACUCCCGUGACGAAAGCUUCUCCUGGCUUGAAACCAACCUACCCAGAAGAUUCAUUCGAUCCCUAUGCACACUCAACUGAUUUCCGAGGCUCUGCUGUUAUCGCGGAAGAGCUCGAAAGCUCUCGCGGCCGAUUGGACGACCACCUCAAUACCGCCAUGAUCAAAUUCAGAAAUAUGCGCCGUAUUGGGAGACAUCCAAGGUACAUCACGUAUGCCAAAUUAAUCACGGCAGCUGCCAAGUGUGGCCGAAUGAACCUAGUUCAAGAAAUCCUUGGAAUGGCCAGACACGACGUGCCCCUAAUUCCUCAGUAUGGUGCCGUGAAAUAUGGUUGGACUUCUAUCUUUGAUGCCAUGGUUGCUGCUUGCUUGACCUCAGGCGAGCGUGGCCUAGCUGCAAAGUACCACCAAGAGCUGUUGAACAUGGGCGCCGCACCUUCAGCGAAUACUUUUGGCCUCUACAUCACCACCCUAAAGGAUUCCACCAAGACCUUCGAUGAGGCAACAGAAGCCGUGAAAAUAUUCCACAGGGCUAUGUCCGAGGGCGUUGAGCCCACGUCAUUCUUGUAUAACGCACUGAUCGGAAAACUCGGCAAGGCUCGCCGCAUUGAUGACUGUUUGCUGUACUUUGCAGAAAUGCGUGCCAAUGGUGUUCGCCCAACCAGUGUUACAUAUGGCACAAUCGUCAAUGCUCUCUGCAGGGUUAGUGAUGAACGUUUUGCCGAAGAAAUGUUUGAUGAGAUGGAGUCUAUGCCGAACUACAAGCCGCGACCAGCACCAUACAACUCGCUCAUUCAAUAUUUCCUUAAUACCAAGCGCGAUCGAACAAAGGUUCUAACGUAUUAUGAACGGAUGAAGUCCAAGAAUAUCGAACCUACUAUGCACACCUAUAAGCUUCUUAUUGAUGCAUACGCUUCGUUGGAACCGGUGAACAUGGCGGCCGCAGAAGGCAUCAUGGAGGCUAUCCGGUCGACUGGACAACAACCUGAAGGCGUUCAUUACGCGUCUCUCAUUCACGCCAAAGGAUGCGUUCUCCACGACAUGGAAGGUGCUCGUCGGGUUUUCGAUGCUGCUCUGUCUAAUGGUGCCUUGAAACCUCAAGCCUGUUUGUAUCAGGCUCUCUUCGAAGCGAUGGUCGCCAAUCAUAAAGUUACCGAUACCACCGCGCUCGUUGAGGAUAUGAAAAAACGGGGCGUUGAGAUGACAGCAUACAUCGCCAACACCCUGAUUCACGGUUGGGCGGCCGAUGGCAAUGUUGUCAAUGCAAAGAGUAUGUAUGACAGCCUGGGCAUGCAGAAGCGCGAGCCUAGCACAUACGAGGCCAUGACUCGGGCAUUCCUUGCAGCUGAGGAUCGACAAAAUGCGUCUGCCGUCGUUCAGGAGAUGCUCUCCCGUGGAUAUCCUUCUGCCGUUGCCAGCAAGGUGGUGGAGCUGGUUAGUGGCGGCAGCGUCUCUGCUACUACCAUAUGA
Messenger RNA from Ophidiomyces ophidiicola, 3903 nucleotides. RefSeq lists its product as uncharacterized. Bases 1 to 3903 code for a protein of 1300 amino acids. Gene Ontology annotation, molecular function: protein binding. The record is from RefSeq and is a predicted model, not a curated record. The transcript has a single exon. Lineage: Eukaryota; Fungi; Ascomycota; Eurotiomycetes; Onygenales; Onygenaceae.